CUGCUAUUUUGCAUUACACCACCCCCACCACCUAGAUUUCUCUCUCCAAUCUCCACCCAUUUUUUCCAUUUACUUUGAGUAUUAUAUUAUAAUCUUGAUGUCUUUUUCUUUGAAUUAUAUAAGAAAUUGGACAAAAGGCUCUUUCAGAGAGAUACAGAGUCUGGAUCAGCACGUAAGCUCUUGAUCUUAGAUCUCUGAAGCUUCAAACCGCAGUUCCCAAUCCACAAUCUCAUACCCCAAGCCUCGAGUGUUUUGGUCUUCAUUGUAUUUGUUUGUACCCAUAAAUCAAUCCAUUGAUCAUGUGGAGGUUCAAGCCUUUCAUGCACAAGGAGCCAACUGGGCUCGAAGGCCGCUCCAUUGACAUUGGAAAUCUCAAGAUUCAUGUCAAGAACGCCAUUGCGGAAGGUGGGUUCUCUUGCGUUUACUUAGCUCGGGACGUUGUGAAUGUGUCCAAGCAGUACGCUUUGAAGCACAUCAUAUGUAAUGAUGAGGAGAUGCUGGAGCUGGUGAUGAAGGAGAUCUCGGUCAUGAAGUUGCUUAGAGGACAUCCCAACGUGGUCACACUCCAUGCCCACACCGUCUUGGACAUGGGCCGCACAAAGGAGGCACUCCUUGUCAUGGAGUUUUGUGACAAGUCUUUGGUUAGUGUACUGGAGAGCAGAGGAGCUGGGUUCUUUGAUGAGAAACAGGCUCUUGCGAUCUUCAGAGAUGUGUGUAAUGCAGUUUUUGCAAUGCACUCUCAGUCCCCUCCCAUUGCUCAUAGGGACUUGAAAGCUGAGAAUCUUCUGUUGGGGUCUGAUGGAUUGUGGAAGUUGUGUGAUUUUGGAAGCAUCUCUACCAAUCACAAGCGCUUUGAGAGGCCUGAAGAAAUGGGUAUUGAAGAGGAUAAUAUCAGAAAGCACACUACACCUGCCUAUAGAGCCCCUGAGAUGUGGGACCUUUUUCGGAGAGAACUUAUAAAUGAGAAAGUAGACAUAUGGGCUCUUGGGUGCCUUCUCUUUCGCAUUUGCUACUUCAAAAGUGCAUUUGAUGGAGAAUCAAAGCUGCAGAUCUUAAAUGGAAACUAUCGCAUUCCAGAAUUACCUAAAUACAGCUCGUUUAUCACAGAUCUAAUCAGAGACAUGCUUCAGUCUUCACCAGAUGACCGACCAGACAUCACGCAGGUGUGGUUUCGUGUUAAUGAGCAGUUACCAGUUGGUUUGCAGAAGUCUUUACCGGAUAGGCAACCUGAAAUGAACUCUGCUGAAAAGCAUGAAGGUAUUUUAAGGUCAGCAAACAAGUCACCUGCAGGGCCCCGUAGAAGCCCACCACCACCACCAACUUCAGUUGGAGAAUCAGCUAGAAAUUCAACACAAUUUUCAAAUACGUCUAAGGCAGGGGGAAGUGGAGGACAGCUUGGUGCAUUCUGGUCCACUCAACAUGCAGAUAACUCACUUGUUGAAGAAAAUACUAUACCUAAGUUUGAUGAUGAGCCCGCUGGCCAUUACACUGCAAAACUUGAUGGCAUUCGUCUGGAAAUUCAUCCUAUACCCAAGAACAGUGCCCCUGCAAAAGAGGAAAAUGCACAAGUUCAUGCUACACGAAGAAACUCGCAUGGCAAAUCGCACAAGCCUGAAGAUGGACCUUCAAGGGACUUUGAAAUAAGUUUCUUCCCAAAGGAUACAGACCAUGGAACUGAAAGGCCAAAGGCAUCUAAAUCUCAGAGUGCAACUGGUUUGCAAGAUGAAGCAUUUAACUCUUUUGUUGCUGAGUUUGAUACUAAAAGACUCAGCAUGGGAGCUAGUAAUAACAAAUCUGGAAAAGAAGAAGCAUUGGAGGCUGAAGUAGAGAGAUUGAAAGAGCAGCUGAAGCAAGCCAAUUUGGAAAAGGGUGAAAUAACUUCCAAAUUUGAAAAGCUAUCUGCCAUCUGCCGAUCUCAGAGGCAGGAGUUACAGGAGCUUAAGCAGACGCUUGCUGCUAGAACACCAUCACCAAAUAAAGAUGCAUCAAGAAAUCAAACUUCACCUGGAAUUCUGCCAUCUGCAAAUCUGCUGCAGAGGGAGAAGAUUGAAGGAAGUUUUUGGGAUCAAGGAAAAUCUGACAGGAGUAUUCCGAGUCCAGAACCAAACCCAUGGCAGCCAUUUGUAGAGGAACCCAAAUCGCAGCAGCCUUCUUCAACAGAUAACACCAUGAAAUCUGUCAGGACAAGAAACGGUCACCAGAACAAGCAGAGCACUAAAGUAAAUAUUGGUUUUGACUCAUGGGGUUUUGGAGCAGAGAGUUUUACUGCUGUGCCCACUGGCAGCACACAGAUUUCAAGACCUAUGGGUGAAGGAAAUAAUUCUCCGCACUUUGGCGAGGCAAAGGUUAUGGAGAGCAAGCCAGCUUCUCAACCUGCUGGAUGGGCUGGUUUCUAAGUAAGGCCAUCUGUGGAAAUUCUAUAAGGAGGUAUUUGAUUAUGGCGCUGAUAUUGUUGUCGACAUUGGUGAGGAAAAUGAGAAUAUAAAUUGAGAUGCUUGGCUUUCAUUUGAAUUUGAUUUGUGCUUUUGAGUGCUCGUGUUUUAUAGGUUCUGUUCUGCCACUUGUGUGGUGGAACAUGUACACAUGUUUCUCUGGACUAAGUGGCAUACUGCAAAUGUAUACUUUUUUCUGCAUAUCUCAAUUCUUGGCUAAGAAAAUAAUCCCUCUAUUUUUA
Messenger RNA from Prunus dulcis (almond), 2674 nucleotides. RefSeq names its product actin-regulating kinase 1. The transcript is spliced from 8 exons. Gene Ontology annotation, cellular component: cytoplasm. Bases 300 to 2396 code for a protein of 698 amino acids. The record is from RefSeq and is a predicted model, not a curated record. NCBI's taxonomy places the organism in Eukaryota, Viridiplantae, Streptophyta, Magnoliopsida, Rosales, Rosaceae. Gene Ontology annotation, biological process: protein phosphorylation. Gene Ontology annotation, molecular function: protein serine/threonine kinase activity; ATP binding.